GAAAAGUAUAAAGUACGUUCAUUUGUAUAUAUCAAUAACGCCUGGUAUACAAACCUUGCACUUAGUAAAAUAAGAUAAUGAUUUCAAGGUAGCAUCGAAAAUUUGCUGAUAAAUAUAAAUUUAUCCUAUACGAGCAGUCAGUACUAGAUAAUACGCCGCUUGAAGUUAUAGCAUUAAUACAACACAGUUAGGUAUAGUGCGAUCGUGUGAUAAAUUCUAUAUUAUUAAAUCAGGAAAAUGCCUACAAACGAAUUGUUGAUUACUGAGGCGGGAAAGGUGAGAGAAAAAUGGGGAAAAUCCGAGGCAAACCUCAAACAGGACUUGCAGAUUUUGAAAGACUGGCUAAAAACACAGAAACACCUGCCUAAAGUACCGGAUGAUCGUAUUAUCGAAUUACUAUUAACCAACUGUAAAUAUAGCUUGGAAAUGACGAAAACCCAUCUGGAUAUGUAUUUUACAGUGCGUUCUUUAAUGCCUGAAGUGUUCGAUCAGAGCCAUCCCAAACAAUCCAAACACCAGUCUAUUUACAGUUUAAUAGAUUAUGUAGUCCUUCCAAAAUUAACGGACUCUCUACACAGGAUAUCUCUGAUGAGAUUCAAAGAAAACAGCGCAGAAAAACUGAAUCUUCUACAUAUAGUAACCUACGGAACAAAUUUAUACGAAUUACGAAUUCGUCACAACGAUAUUGUAAUGGGUGAAGUGAUUAUAUUAGAUUGCCAGCACUUUAACAUGGGACAUGUGAUGAAAUUCACUCCUGCUGCGUUAAAAAAGUGCAUGUUAGUGUCAGAGAAAGUUUGGGGAAGCAGAAUAAAGGAAUUUCAUGUAAUUAAUCAUUCACCUGCCAUAGAUGCUAUACUGACAGUAGCUAAAGGGAUAUUAAGCAAGAAACUAUACAAUAGGAUAUUUUUGCAUCACACGUACGACGGUCUCUUGGAAAAAAUUCCUAAAGAUUUAUUGCCCAGCGAUUUCUGCGGCGACCAAAAAUCAAUCAAAGAACUUAUCGAUUUAUUGAAAUUAAAAUUCGAGGAAUGCAGCGACGAAUUCGACGAGUUGCAGAAAUUGAAAGUUGAUGAGAAAUUGCGCCCGGAGCCGCUCAAUAACUCUGAAGUCUUGGGAUAUUACGGGAAUUUCAAGAAGCUAGAUGUCGAUUGAAUUUAUUUAUUUUUUAACUCUAUGUUACAAUUACCUUUUAUGUUUUAAUAAUUAAAUGUUUUAAAGGAGA
This is a messenger RNA of Phyllotreta striolata, 1222 nucleotides long. The record is from the annotation of a GenBank genome assembly. Lineage: Eukaryota; Metazoa; Arthropoda; Insecta; Coleoptera; Chrysomelidae.